AUGGGCGACCGGCUCACCCAAUUGCAAGACGCGGUGGACCAGCUUGCGCAACAGUUCGUUGCUAGCAUCCACUACGUCAAUCGACACCACAACCUCGAAACGCUGGGCCCAUUAGAUCAAGUCCGCGAAGUGAACAAGGAGCCGCAUGAGAUGGAGGUCGAUCCACAUCCAGCCGAAGUCUUCAAAGCAUCCCAGGUCGAGCUGGCCCAGGAUCUUAUCACGAAGGAGCAACAAAUCGAAUACCUCAUAUCGAUCCUGCCCGGGCUCGACAACAGCGAACAGGACCAAGAGCGAAAUAUCAAGGAGCUCGAGGAGGAGCUCAAGACCGCCGAGGCUCAACGGCUGGAGGCCAUCGGGGAACGGAAGCAAAUUAUGAGCAAGCUAGACGAGGUGAUCAGGAGUAUACGACGACCUUGA
Molecule: messenger RNA, 417 nt
Organism: Truncatella angustata
Lineage: Eukaryota; Fungi; Ascomycota; Sordariomycetes; Amphisphaeriales; Sporocadaceae
Product: RNA polymerase II transcription mediator
Exons: 3
Coding region: 1-417 (138 amino acids)
Biological process (GO): regulation of transcription by RNA polymerase II
Cellular component (GO): mediator complex
Molecular function (GO): transcription coregulator activity
Source: RefSeq, a predicted model, not a curated record